AUGCCUCUCAACAACAUCAUGGACAUAGAAAUUUUUUAUUAUUUUGAUGCACUUCUGGCAAAAUAUGGAGUUAAACACAAGGUUGCAACUGCGUAUCAUCCUCAAACUAGUGGCCAAGCAAAAGUAUUGAAUAAAGAAAUCAAGAGGAUUUUGGAGAAAACAAUAUGUCCCACAAGAAAAAAUUGGGCAGGAAGAUUGGAUGAUGCACUGUGGGCAUAUAAGAUUGCUUACAAGACCCCAAUUGGCAUGUCUCCAUAUAAGCUGGUCUUUGGCAAAGCUUGUCACUUAUCGGUAGAACUUGAACACAAUGCUUAUUGGGCCGUGAAGAAGUUAAAUUUUGAUUUACAAGUAGUAGGUGAGCAAAGGUUGUUGCAAUUAAAUGAACUUGAUGAAUUUCGCCUUCAAGCUUAUGAAAAUGCCAAACUCUAUGAAGAGAAAACAAAGCAAUGGCAUGAUAAAAAGAUAGUGGAAAUAAGCUUUGAGCCAGGACAAUUAGUGUUGCUCUAUAAUUCUCGCUUGAAAUUAUUUUCAAGAAAGCUUAAAUCAAGGUGGUCUGGUAUUUUCAUUGUCAAUGAAGUAUUUCCACAUGGAGCAAUCGAAGUUAGAGGGACAGAUGGUCGAAAAUUUAAAAUCAAUGGACAAAGAUUGAAGCAUUAUUGGGGAGGAAUGGCACCAAAACGAUCCAAACCAAGCUCCAGUGGUGCUUUUGAUAGAUCGAAGUUCAUCUCAGCCGAAGCCUCUGCACGAUAUCAUACGUCCUUGAUCAACAAAGUGCCAAUUCCCGAACGAGGAAUAGAGAUCCCCAUCUUGUCUUACAAAGAGAUUCAUGACACGCUUCGAGACAGACAUUAG
Theobroma cacao (cacao) is the source of this 852-nucleotide messenger RNA. The record is from RefSeq and is a predicted model, not a curated record. Lineage: Eukaryota; Viridiplantae; Streptophyta; Magnoliopsida; Malvales; Malvaceae.